GUUUGGAGUCUCCAGCCUCAACUCAGUGGCCUAGACCGGCGCUGUUGCAGACCCAGAGGCUACACUGCUAAACUCGCAUGAGGGAUACAGGAUUUAACCUUUGAAACAUGAUUUUUAAAAUGUGCGGUAUAUCUAAGAUGCAUUUUUUUGUUUAUUUCUAAUUAAAUGUAUUUAUUGUUAUGCAAGGAUUUAACAUACCAAAAAGAUGAUAGGAGGCUACAGCAUAAACUGGAGUGGCGAGACUUUCUCUAAAAGCGAUAUUGAGACCCAGCGAGAAGGAUUAUAAUAUAUGGAUUUCUUUUGAUUAUCUUCGUCUACCCUCCGGAUCUUGGAAUAUACACUUUGCAAGUAUGGAAGGCCGGGAUUUCUCUGCUCCAGCACACCUACUUUCAGAGCGCGGCGCUUUGGUGCAUCGGGCCGCCUCUCGGAUAUCCUCCGCCGGCCAUAGCUCUGUCCAACAUACCGGUCACUUCCCACCCGGAAAAUAUUAUCCACCCCACCUACCAGUGGCAACGCAUUCAGGCAGUGGACUGAUGGCCAACUCCUCGGCCUCCUUCAUGGGUACGUUUCUGGCCAGCAGUUUGGGCACGCCCCCAUCGCACACGCCCCACCCCUCCCGGCCUCCAUCGUCACCGUCCUCGCCUCCCUACCGCGGGGGGCCGCACUCCAGCGCCUCUCAAAUCUGGUUCCCCCACUCACACGAAGCAGCUCCAGGGUACCCUCGCUUCUCAGGGAGUCUAGCCCACACAUUCCUCCCCAUAAGCCAUUUGGAUCACCAUGCCAACAGCGGGGUUCUCUAUGGGCAGCACCGUUUCUAUGACACCCAAAAAGAGAACUUCUAUUUAAGAAGCCUUCCAUCCCAGCCCCCGCUCAUCUCAGCCAAUCACAGCAUCCCACCCAUGUCAAGGACAGGGCCUGGACACCCACAAGGUUCAUGCAGCCGAGACACAGGAAGUGGGAUGAACCUGCACAAGGGCCUGAAGGAAACUGGUAUGGACCGGGGCGUGGUCUCAGGCACAAAGGACAAGGACAGGCCCAGCAACAAGCCAGAGACAAAAGAUCGGCAUCCUCACAACCACCACACGCAGGCCCACCACCCCCACCACCACCCCCACCACCACCCGCAGCACCACCCGCAGCACCCGGUCACCAUGGAGGAUGUGAACAGCCGGGCCCUGGAGAGACACAAAUCUGCCCUGCUUAUGGAGUACAAGGAUCACUCACAGGGUGUAAGCAAGCCUCUCAGUGCCUGUCUGAUCAACGGGAAGAUGCAGAACGGGGAUACGGGGAUCGGGACUGGGGGUGGGGCUGUGACCAAGGCUCCUAUGGUCAGCUGCGGAGGGGAGGGCAUAGGCAGGGUCGUGGGAGGCGUGGCCGCUCUGCAGGCCGGCCACGUUGGCACUGGGCGCUGCAAUAAAGAAGCGGUAAGUGGAGAGAUGCGGAUCAGCGAGCAGCCUCCUCCAGACUGCCUGGAGCGGGGACAGGCACUUCACCAGUCCCUGCCCUACUCCGUACCCCCGCCUCUGGCCAUGGGCUCGGCCACUGGCGGUGGGCAUCCAGGGGGCUUCCACUGUCUGCAGCUCCACCCUAGUCAUCCGCAUCACGCGCACCACUCCCACCACCCACACCAUGCCCACCACCCUCACCAUCACCCAGACUUCUUCUGCCCCCCUCCUCCUGCCCCUGUAGCCAACCCCUCUUUACAUGAGAAAGGGGUUGGCAGUGGUGGCGCACGAGAGGCCAAAGUGACCGGACCCACCUUUGUACCAUCAGUGGGUCACCUGGGGGAGAAAACCGGUGGCCCCUUCCAGCUGGCAAACCCUGAGUGCCAGGCUGUGGGAGGUGGGGGAAGCAGCGCCAAAGACAAGGUCACGGAGAAGGCGAACAGCGGGGGCGGGGGCCAUCCGGGGAACUGGCACAGGAAGCAGCCGGACCAGCAGCAGCCUCCUCCCCAAAAACAGCAUCCCUACCGCAAGGCAGAAAAGGCCCCAGACUGGAUGCACAGUGGUCACCCCCACCUGCAGCCGCAAGUCCAGGGUGAGCGCUCACGGAGCGCAGACUGUCUCAGCACCAUGGACCCUGACAUCUACAGACCUGCCCUGGCCCAGGAGCCCAAAACUGGCCAUCCACUAACCCACCCUAAUAACGUCAACCCCCAGCCCUAUAGGGACUGCUCACACCCUGGCCCUCCCCCCAACUCCUCUCCGCUGGCUGGGAAGACCCUUGCCCAGCAGGGCUCCGGGGGAGGCGGAGGGAGCUGCUCCAUGCAGCGAGAUGGCCAGAAGGUGGCCCGCAUCCGUCACCAGCAGCAUGGCAGGGCGGCCUCGGACGGCCCCCCCGUGGAGCUGGGUCCGACCAACGGCAGCCAGGAGAUGAAGAGAAAGAUGGAAAUGUCUCCCUAUGGCUACGGCAACAGCGGGCAGCACCAUUCGCAGCAGCAGCCAGUGCCAGCGUGGGCAAUGCGCCCCCACCACGGCCACCCAGAGGAAGACCAGCGCAAGGCCUACAUGGAGGCUGUGGGUGGGCUGGUGGGUGGAGCAGGCAGCGGCAGGUCGCAGCCCCAGCAACACCAGUCGUCAGGGAUGUGCGCCCCGCCCGCUCCGUCAGCCCCUGCUGCACAGAGCCAGCAGGAGGCUCUGGGCCUGCAGGGGGACGGCGGCGCUAUGAAGAACCUUCUCAAAUACAGCAACCAGCAGCCUCUCAUACUUUCCCAGAAAAGUCCCUUCGGGGGACUCGGGAGCCUCAAAACAGGGCCCAAUGGCGCCAGCUGCGCCUUGCAAGCCGGCAAGACGGCUUUGCCCUCGAGGAAAGGUCUGGCCAAUGAGGGCGAGCGGCCUGACUGCGGGGGACGCAAUAGGGAAAUGGGGGAGGCACCUCAUGGAGAAGGGGAGGUGCGGCAGCCUCCCGUGGGUAUCGCAGUUGCCGUGGCGCGGCAGAGGGAACCCACGUGCCGACCAAUGGACAACCACCCGAGCAGCCGCCACGGGCGGGUCCUCUCUGCCAUGAAAGGUGCUUCACGGCCUGUGUAUCCCAUAGACUCGCCCGGAGAGGAUGAGAGGAAGCGAGUGAGUGGGGAGCACCUGGCUCACCCAUGCCUGGGCAGGGAGCGAGACACACUCAUCAGGGACAACAAGGAAAGAGCAGAACUGGCACGGAUCCAUCCCUCCAACAGUUGCCAUGGUGACCUCACCUCUCAUCUCAUGGUCCCGGGUGGCACUUCCCUGCAGUCAGCCCAGCUGGGGGACCCUUCUGCACAUGCCCACUCUACGCACCACCAUUGGAUGCCGCGCACAGGAAGUCCCUCCCUCUGGAUGACAGGCCAUUCCUAUGGAAUCAGCCACUCUGCCCUCCACCAGAAUCUACCCCCUGGUUUCUCGGCAGCCAUGCCAGCUCCCCUCCAGCCGGUGCUGCCCUUACCCCAGGACCCAUCAGCCCAGCUGGUGGUUCUGCCCACAGAGCCCGCCACCCACCCGGCCACCCAUCACAUAGAUGUGAUGGAUCAGCCUGGUCUCUGGCCCCCGGUGUACAGAGCCCGAGGGCCACCCUCACACAUACAACAUCCUGCUGUAUACUCUCGCUCUCAGUUUCUACGGCAACAGGAGCUGUAUGCACUCCAGCAGCAUCAGCAAUUACAGCAUCAACAGCACCCAAGAACCCAGCACAGGGGCACACACACACACAACCAGAUGCAGAAGAAGCCAGAGGAGCAGAACAUGGAACUAGAGGACAUCCUGUCCGAGCCCAGGACUCCCAAACCGGCCAAGUCCUAUGCCUAUGGCCAGUCGGCUCAAGCCUCCUCGCCCCCCAGGGCCUCUACUGCACAUCUGUCUCCCUGCUGCCAGUCUCCCUGCAUGCGCCCUCAUGCCAGAAGCACGCCCUCCACUCCCUGCCCUGCCCAGAGCCCAGCUGCCACCGCACCACGAUCCCCCGCCAUCAGCCCUGCCCCGUCCUUGUUGCCCAAGGCAAUGGAAUCCCAAGACAAGAGGACAGAGGGUCAGCCCCCACAGAACUACCCCCAGUCAAUGGAACCAGAUCUCCCACCAGGCUAUACCUACCCAGCAAUCGCCAUGGGGUACAGGAAUGGGCCCACCCCUCAAGACAUGCAGUUGGCCGAGCCGGCUGAGCUGGAGGCCAUUCCUGUGGUGCCCGUCGAGCAUACCCCUGCCCCUCUGUCCAGCCUUGGGGAGGGGCUUGAGUGCCACGCAAUAGUAAGGCCCAUCCCAGAGUCCCAGCUACCAAUGGAAGGGAAGAACGAGGAAGAGCUGCGGGAGGAGCCGGGAGGAGACAUGCUGCAGCAGGAGGUGGAGGCGGGGCCAGUGGAGGCUGUGGGUUGCUGCGUGUCUGUGGAGGCGGAGCAAGUGCAGGCUCAGGCAUCCUUGCACACCUGCCCCCCUGCAGAGAUCUCCGCCCACAAAACGGCACAUUGCCCCAUUGUUCAUGGCGAGGAGCAAGCCCUGGAGGGUGACUCUACGAUCACCUGCGGGGCGCAGGCGAGUGGGGUCCUUCCAGAUCGAGACAACGAAGGGCAGUCUGAGCUGGAAUCCCAGGGGACCCAGAAGUUACCAGAUCCGGAGCAUCCGUGCAUCUCAGCCAGUCCAGCAGCCCUCCAGCAAAAUGCUUCCAGUAAGGAGGACGUGGAGAAGAUGUCCAAGGAGCCUCUGGCAGACGAUCAUUCGCAGAAGCCAUCCGCCCCUCCGUCUUUGCCCUGCGCCACUCCCUGCCCUCAGCCCCCUGUGCCGAGCUACUGGAGCCUGGAGCUCCUGAUCGCCGCAGCAUUCUGUGGAGAUGCCCCUCCCCCGUCCCCGCCCCCCUCAACCCCUCCACGGGGCUGCAGCGGGACGUUCUACCCCAGCACACAUGGCAUGGAACUCCUCAGCGAGCUGGCAGAACUGGAGCUCCAGCAGAACCGCCACAGAGCGACCAGUGGCGAAGGAGAGGAGCAUCUGAUAUUUGAUCUCCAGAGCCUGGCCAUUCUGGCCGCCGCCCGGGCGCUGGAGUCGAGCCCCGCAGCCGACGGCACGGCUGAUGCCGAGAAGCAACAUCCAGCGAGGACCCUCAACCUGCGGCGUAAAUGCAACUGGACCCCUCGCCAUGAGCCGGUCUGUCCUGUGAAGGGCUCCAUGGAUGCCAUAGAUGGACAGGAGCUGGCCAUGCGUGUACAGCUCGCCGAAUUGCAACGGCGGUACAAGGAGAAACAAAAGGAGCUGGCCAAGCUCCAAAGGAAGCACGACCACCAGAAAGAGGAAACUCCCCGUAGUCCUGUGCGUCGGGGCCCCGGACGACCGCGCAAGCGGAAAUCGACUCCAGGCCUAGGGCUUGUCACCCCUCCAGAGCCCCAGAAGAAAGUCAAGCCUGCGGGGGCAGCGUCAAGCCUGCUGGCAGACGAAUCAGGAGCCGGAGCAGGGGGAGGAGGAGGAGGAGGAGGAAGCAUGGAUUCAGCAAAGAGGAGGAAGCUGUCAAACCGGGGCUUCAGCCGUCUCGGAGCUGUGCAGAUGAAGAUGCAGUGCUGUCAAAAGGACGGCCUUCAUGAGCACAACGUGGCCCAGCUGAAGCACAAACCCCCAGGAGGCAGGGCCCUGUCCGUGGCUGCCAUGCGAGACCGAGACACUUUGGCCCCCAGCCACCUCUACGACCCCCAGCGGAGUCCCAGAGCGGAGGUCCGGCUCCCCACUGCAAUGGCCAAUGAGUCGGAAGGCCAGAGCGACACAGGCAGUGGCGACAGCGGUGCUCAGGGCGGCUGGAAGACACGUGGGGAGAUAAUGAUGAGGAGGGGAAAGAGGAAGAGUGCGGCAGCCCGCCCGCAGCAGCCCGGGGCCCGGGGGGUGCGGGCAAGGGGGCGGGAUGUGCUGGAGGACGGGGAGACGUCAGCAGAUGAGAGUGCUUCCUCUGAGCAAGAAGACGAGGAAGAAGAGGGAAGUUACCACAGCGACGAAAUCCCUGCGAUCAAAGCCCCGCCCAGUAGAGAACUCCCAUCCAGCUCCAUUAUAAAAGACCCCUCCCCCUCCUCUGUUGUCAAACUGGAAGCCAAUCAGAAGGCAAGAAAUAAGAGAGAGCGGCAGGAACUCUACGGCUCCCGUUUUCCCUCCAUCACCGAUGGCGACGUGAAGGUGAAGAGGAGGGCCCCCAGCAGGCCGACACCCGUCACCACAGCCGAGCCCCCGGGGGUGAGGAGGAGACCGGGUCGGCCCAGGCUGCAGGAGAAGCCGUGGUUGGGCUGCUACCACAAGCCAGCGGGUCUCCUCCCCUUCCCCACCUCCAGCGAGAGGCUGAGGAGAGCCACACGCAAGAGCUCCAUGCUGAGAAGGACCGUCGGCAAGAGGAGAAGCUACUGGUCAACUAUGGCCCAGUCCCCACAGAGCGAUGACAAUGAGUGUAAAAGGAGGACCAGAUUCAGACAGUCUAAAGGCAGGGCAGUCAGCCGUCUUCUGGAAAGCUUUGCUGAAAAUGAUGGCUUCCAGCUGGGUGAAGACAGCAGUUUCUCCGAUGAGGAGGAAGACAGCAACUCUUCAUCACGCUCCAAAAAUCCUCCAUCUCCUCCGAACUGUGUACUUACCAAAGAGCUGCUGGUAGAUGGGCUCAAAGUUCUCAUCAGCAAAGAGGAUGAACUUCUCUACGCUGCCCGAGUGAGAGCUCUGGAUGUGCCUGACCUCUACAGUAUUGUUAUCGACGGAGAGCGAGGAAACCGCCCCAGAAUCUACUCUUUGGAGCAGCUUCUGCAGGAAGCGGUUUUGGAUGUGCGACCUGAGACAGAGGCAGUGCUGACCGAGGCGACGAGAGUGUGUGCCUACUGGAGUGAGCGCUCGCGAUGUCUUUAUCCAGGCUAUGUCCGUAGGGGGGGCACCAGUGAUGAGGGCAAACCAGGUACGGUGAUGGUGGAGUUUGAUGAUGGAGACCGAGGGCGGAUCUCGCUCCACAAUAUUCGUCUUCUUCCACCAGGCUACCAAGUUCACUGCAUUGACUCCAGCCCUACUGUGGUCUCCACUGCUCAGUCGGACAAAGUGGUUUCAUGUCAUGAAAGGAGGAGCUCACAUAUCGAUAAACCUUCUGAGAAACCAGCCAGUCCAGAGGAAGCCAAAGCUCAAGAGAAGCCUGCGAGAAGACCAGGGAGACCAAAGGGUUCAGGGCUCAAGAGGUUAAUCUCAGACGGUGUCACCAAGAGUCCAGCUUCGCCACUUGCCUGGCCAUCAUUAGCUGAAAGGAAGAGAGUGCCCAUCAGUCUGUUUCAGUUUAAUGGCUUAUCCUCCAAGAAGGCCUCGAGGAACCGAGAGGUAGACAUCUUUCCUCAUGCUCCAGUCUCCAUGACAACACCAGCCAAAGGAAUCUUCAGUAGCAGCUCCUUCGAGGUGGACUCAUUCAGUAGCAUUGCUAAUGGUUACUCGUCCUUCUGUGGCCAUGCCGCUGGGACACCAGCAGGGGGCCGGAGCAGCCCCUAUGGGCAGAGGAAGAGGUCCGCAGACUCAGACACGACUCAGGCAAGGAAGAACGAGUUCUUGGUCAAGCUGGAUCAUGAGGGAGUGACAUCACCAAAGAACAAGAGCAGCAAGGCACUACAGUUGCUAGGUGGGUCAGGGUUCGGCUCUAGGGUACUGCCUGGUGUCCCACCCAGACCUGAAGUCUACACUCACCCCGCCCUGCUGGUGAAAGACAACAGGAAGGGUGACAGCUCACGGGCAGAGCUCCUUCCUGUCCAGAGAAAGCAGUCGCCGUCGCUGCGAAUGAGUGAGUGUGGAGAACUGGGUCUCAGCUGUCACAGGGACUGCCACAGCUCCUACUCAGACAUGGAUGAGGAGGAGGAAGAGGAAGAGGAGAGAAGGAGGGGAGGUGGCUCGGCACUGGCAUCGGCCUCGGGUGGGUUGAGGACAGCUGGUCAUUUCCUCUCACGCCUGUCAGUGUCCUCAUCGUCCUCAGGGUCAUCUAGUACCUCCAGCUCUGGCUCCAUUUCCAGCUCCAGCCUCUGCUCCUCAGACAAUGACUCCUCCUACAGUUCAGAGGAUGAAGAAAACUCCACGCUGGUCCUGCAGAGCUGCCUCACCCCCCAUCACUCCCUCCUGCAGUCCCCAAAAGCCCCCACCACACCACAGCACUCAUUUGUUGCCAAAGCUGUAGCCGUAUCCAAUGCCAAAGGUGGGAACGCUGUAUCCAGCGCCAAAGGUGGGAACACUGUAUGCAACGCCAAAGGUGGCAUCGCUGUGGCCAUAUCCAACACCAAAGGUGGGAACGCUGUGGCUGUAUCCAGCACCAAAGGUGGUAACAUUGUGGCCGUAUCCAGCGCCAAAGGUGGGAGUGCUAGCAGCAAGCCCCUGAAGAGGAAGGAAUGCCCAAGUUCACCUUCCAAACCCUCCAGGGACCUGGCCAAGAGACAGAGGCUGGCACUGGAACAAGGCAAACCCAAACUGUCCCCCUUCCUGCCAGCCAGACAACUCUGGAGGUGGUGCGGGACCCCCACCCAGAGACGUGGGCUGAAAGGGAAAGCUCGUAAGCUCUUCUACAGGGCCAUAGUCCGAGGCAGAGACACGCUGUGUGUAGGAGACUGUGCUGUGUUCCUGGCAGCUGGCCGUGCCCACCUGCCCUACAUCGGUCGCAUCGAGAGCUUCUGGGAGUCGUGGAGCUGCACCAUGGUGGUGAAGGUCAAGUGGUUUUACCAUCCAGAGGAGACCAAGCAAGGCAAGAGGCAUCACGAGGGAAAGCACGCCUUGUAUCAGUCGUGUCAUGAGGACGAGAACGACGUGCAGACAAUCUCUCAUAAGUGCCAGGUGGUGAGCCGUGAGGAAUACGAACACCUGAGGCGUCACAGGAACCCUGGCAGCAGUCUUCAGGACCUGUACUAUCUGGCCGGCACCUACGACCCCACAAGCGGCCAGCUGCUCACAGCAGACGGGGUAUCCAUCCUCUGCUAGCUCUGGAACUUUGCUAGCUUCGCUAGCUCCAAUGCCAGCAAGAUCUUGAAGGAUCAUAAACAUGAUUACGCCAUUUCGGCGUAGGAGCAGGCCGCAGUCUCCUAGGCCCAGGCUCCCUCUGCACCUGGUCUCCCAAAGGCAGGCAGUGUGCCCAAGGUUUACGUUCUCUACGGAGGACGAGCAUGUUUGAUCUUACAGCUUACAGUUUAAUAUUGUGAGAAGCUGCAUUCUAUUUAUGGUCACCAAAGCAGAACUCUCUCUGAGUUCAGUGAAGAUGACUGCUGAGCACGACUCCGAAACAACGGAGACAGAGAUGGUGUGGUGGGCUGUCCGCACACCAUUGUCACGAUUCCAGGGAUAUUUAAGUACAUGAUAGAUUUAAAAAUAUUAAGUUCAUGUAUAUGUAUAUUAGGAAUUAUUUCCUAUCAAGCCAUACACUUCAGUACCUCUUGCCUGGCUUCUUAUUCGGGUGUACACUGUACAGGUUGCUCGUGUGAUCAGCUCUUUUGUUGUUAUUUUUGCCAUUGUUGUCUAUAUGUACAUACAAAGUUAUUUUCUAUGUGUAAUGUACAGUACCUAAGAGGCUUAUCGUCCCGUGCUUCAACUGAUUUAUUUUUCUACGACUGAUGUACAGCACCAGAAGAGGAGAACUGAAGAUGCAUUGCACUGCACAUUACCUGCUGAGGCAGAAAGAGAAGAGACUAUCUGAGUUUCAGUCGUUACGCCUGCCCUUUGGGUGUCGUUCUGCUUCUUCGGUUUUGCUCAUCCCUUUACUUUCAGGCCCCUUGACUUCUCCUACCCAUUUUAAAAGCCUUUAAUAAUAUGAAAGAAGAUGCAUCAAAUUAAUGUCUGAAAAUAUAUUAUUUAAAUCACCAGUGAGAGAUUAGGACAGAAAUGUAGGGAAGAAAAUUUACAUGAAGAAUGAGAGGGACUGAAAAGAUGUAGUUAACAGGGCAUGCUGAAGGAUGUGCUAAACAUUAGCACUGCGUGCCCAUCUUCAAUCAGCUUGUCUCUAAACAUCUUGCACUAUCUGUGUCAUGUUUUGCUUUGUGACAAUGCCCCCCCCAUCUCUCCACCCAUCGGUGAAUGGUAGCGUCCCGUUUAGGGAGACAGUCUUGCCAAGGCCGAGGCAGUGAGAAACAAAGAAAUGUCUCUGCACCAAGCUCAGAGCGAGCUCUUCAAGAAGCAGCUUAGGCGUGAGUUCUUCACGAGGCGCCGGGGCAUUCUUGCGCUCACGCACCAGCCUCUAGGGACAAUCAGCAGAGAACAAGCAUGGACUGCAAGUCAGGCUCACGCAAUCACAACAUCCCUUCUGUCCUUUUGUGCCAAAAAAAAAAAAAAUUGUCUUUCUGAUUAUGCAAUCUUCACUGUGUUCUAUGAGUAUAAUUAUUUGUGUUUGUUUUUUUGUCAUCUAUUUAUUGUCAGUGUUGCUGUUUCAUCGCAAAACCAAUAGAUUCAAAUGAAAAUGUGAUUACGCUUAUUUUGUUCCUGUGAAUUGUAUUGGGACUGUUUGACCCAAGUGCAAUGGUCUAGCAGAGAGUGGUUGUACGGAAAGAACACUGGACUUGUUUGUGCUGGUAUGGUAUGUGCCUUGAAGUAUCAUUUAGAACUUCGCUUUCUGACCUCCCAUUAACUUCUGUGAUCCUGUGGGAGGAAGUGACAUCAUUCAGUGACCUCCCUCAUUGGAUGAGCACUCACCCGUAUCCUUUGCGCUUUACAAAUGGACACUGCGAACAUCUUACCCACCAUGCUCAGCCUACUCAUUCCUCUCCCAUGAAAACCUGAAGGAAAUGCGUACGUGUGAUGAUAGCAAGCUUCCCGCCGAAAGGUUGCAAGUCUCCAACCUCAAUUCAUUUUGGUGACUCUUUCCCCUUCAGAAUCACAUGCAAGAAUCCACACGAAGUAAUUAACUAAGUAUAUUUGAACUUGACAUAAGGCUCUGGAAUUAUUUAUGAAACUCUUCGUGUAGACCACACAUUCGGGGUUGGAAAAAACAAUGUAUGUGUGUGCGUGUAUGUGGGUGUGUGUGUUUCUCUUUGCAAUUUCAACUUUGUUUUUACUGUCUUGAUAAAGGAGGACACUGGCGUAAUAUGAAUGUAAUUGUGUAGUAUAGGUUAAGCACGGCCUGUCUAAAAGACAACAUUGAUCUUAUAUCAGGAAGUCAAAGACCUUUUAGUUAUAAUGUCUCCCUGAGCUAAUGAGAUGCUAAAAACGUGAUUACUGCUCUAUAGUGUCUCCGUUUCAAAGAAUAGAAAUUAGCAGUAUUCAAACUGAUCUGAUAGGUUGGUCAAUUGUUGUUAUUUAAGAGCAGACCUGCCCAUGGCAAAACGUGCAAUACUACUUUGACUUAACAUUUGAAUGGAGUUCAGAUAUUCGUGGAGCUUCCAGCAAAGGCUGAUGGGUAAAGGGAAAUGAUAGGAAGGACGCAGGAACGUCUGUCCUAUAAAGCCGCUUUCUUUACAACUUUACAACUUGUAUAUGAAAACGGACAUCAGAUUUGUGCUUCAUAUUCUGCCUGUCAUUGAAUUUCUCUGUUAAUACUGAUAAUGUUUUAACAUUGAUGAUGGAAUCAAAAAUAACGAUAUUCUUUAUGGCUGUUCAUUUUGUUAUUUUUUUGUUGUUUUGUUUUGUUUUUCUGUGCUGAAAAUUGUUGUAAAGAUUGUAAAUGUGUAAAGCAAGGUCUGGUUUUGGGGGUAAACAUUUUACAAAAGAACACUUUAUGAGUAUCAAACUGUAAACGUGCUUUAGUAUUAAGAUUUUUUUAUAGAGGGCCUAUGAAUAAAUAACAUGCUCAAA
Molecule: messenger RNA, 11693 nt
Organism: Electrophorus electricus (electric eel)
Lineage: Eukaryota; Metazoa; Chordata; Actinopteri; Gymnotiformes; Gymnotidae
Gene: bahcc1a
Product: BAH domain and coiled-coil containing 1a
Molecular function (GO): chromatin binding
Source: RefSeq, a predicted model, not a curated record